Molecule: messenger RNA, 4290 nt
Organism: Penicillium malachiteum
Lineage: Eukaryota; Fungi; Ascomycota; Eurotiomycetes; Eurotiales; Aspergillaceae
Product: ABC transporter integral membrane type 1
Exons: 16
Coding region: 1-4290 (1429 amino acids)
Biological process (GO): transmembrane transport
Cellular component (GO): membrane
Molecular function (GO): ATP hydrolysis activity; ATP binding; ABC-type transporter activity
Source: RefSeq, a predicted model, not a curated record
AUGGCAUUAAGUUGCUCUCCAACGGCGGAUACGGUCUUUGGGCCUCAAGUCAGCACCGCCUGUCGCAGCUUUGAUUUUACACUCUAUUUUGAGGACAUCUUCCUCACGUGCCUCCCAGCUGCAUGCCUCAUUUUGCUUGCACCUGUUGAGCUGUGGCUACUACGAAAAACACUUCGCCAAGUUCAACGGUCCCUACUUCUGAAAUGCAAGUUGGCGGCUUUGGGUGCUCUUUUCGCAUGUCAAUUUGCAUUUACGCUCGUCCGACAACUACGGACUCCGGUUGUCUACACGAAUGCAUCUCUACCAUCAGACGUGGUCGAGUUGAUCGCGAUUAGUAAUGCUAUCUUACUCUCUUAUUUCGACCACUGUCAAUCUGUCCGACCGUCAACAUUCCUUGUGUUAUAUCUAUCAAGUCGCUCUUUAUUAGGACUCGCCCGGAUCAGAACAUUAUGGCUCAUCCCAGGUGCCAGGAACGCUGCAAUCCCAAAACGCAAAAUCUUGGUGCCAAAUGCGGAGAAGCCCAAAACACCAGAGCCUUUCAGUGGGAUUUGGAAAAGAGCAAGUUUCUUGUGGCUCGCUGCGACAUUUCGAAGGGGUUAUGUGAAGGUUAUGAGUGUUCAUGACCUUCCGGAACUGGAUCCAAAACUCAAUAGUCAAGUUGUUGCGCGAGAGUUGCAAGAUAGCUGGAGUCAAGUUCGUGACAAGUCAGCUAAAUAUGCGCUUCUUCGGGCAUGCUUCCAGGCGUAUCUUACUCCAUUUUUGUCUGGUGUUUUGCCCCGUCUUCUUGUGUCCGGCUUUACGUUUUGCCAGCCGUUCCUUAUGAAUUCAAUGGUGUCUUGGACUGAAGAUAGCGACGCACCAAUGUAUUCUGGAAAGGCCAUGAUUGGUGCAUAUGCUCUGGUUUAUAUGGGAAUGGCUGCAUCCACAGCUCUGUACGGCUACUACACAUUUCGCGCAACAAUCCGUCUUCGAGGAGGUCUCGUCUCAUUGAUUCACAGACAAACGAUUAAUGCCAGAGGAGUUGACCUUGGGGAAACUACCGCCAUCACCUUGAUGGGCACGGAUGUGGAACGUAUCGCAACCGGGUUUCGAUCAAUUCAUGACUUGUGGGGAUGUCCGAUUGACAUAGGUAUUGCGAUUUACUUGCUGGAGCGACAGGUUGGCGUGGCUUGUCUCGUUCCAAGUAUCAUUGCUAUCCUUUUCAUAUUGGCAACCUUCAAGCUUUCUUCCGCCAGCAACAAGUUUCAACGACAAUGGGUUGAAAGAGUGGAGGAGAGAUUGCGCUUCACUUCUUACUCACUGGAGAAUACCAAGGCUGUCAAGAUGCUAGGCUUGUCAGAAAAGGUCUUCUCGAUGAUUCAGCAACUCCGACGCGUUGAAAUCGCUACUUCGGCAGUCUUCCGCAAGCUGCUCGUGGGUGUUAUUGUGCUGUCGAACUCCCCCGCUGACAUCGCUCCAAUGGCGACUUUUGUGGUUUAUGUUAUUAUCGCUCUCGUUAAACAAGAUAACACGAUACUGGCUGCACAGGCAUUUACCUCGCUCUCUUUGAUAUCAUUGCUGACAACACCUAUUCUGGACUUCAUCCAGUCUGUACCCCAAGUUAUCCAAUGUUUAGGAUGCUUGGAUAGAAUACAGGAAUAUGCUAGCGUACCCGGUCUUUAUGAGGAUGAUCAAGGUCAAGAUAAAACGGAUGGCAAAGAUACCGAGAUCAGCCUCCAGAACAUUCGAGAAUCAACCAGUCCAGGAAGUGAUCUGGUCAAAUUUUCGAACUACAGUGCCGGAUGGAAGCAUGGCGCAUCAUCAGUUGUGCGCGAGAUCGAGUUGAGCAUCCAGAAAGGGAGCAUCACCAUGGUAGUCGGGCCUAUUGGAAGUGGUAAAUCUACCCUUCUCGAUAGUAUGCUCGGUGAGACAGUUGAUAUGAGUGGAAACAUUGAGCAAAACGUUUCUCGCAUUGGAUAUUGUUCACAGACGCCAUGGCUACAGGGUGACAGCAUUCGAAAUAAUAUCAUUGGCUCCUCGCCAACUGAUACAGACUGGUAUACUACAGUAGUAACCGCAUGCGGACUUAGUAAGGAUUUGGCUCAGCUCAAUCGGGGCGAUCAGACAAUUCUCGGUAAUUCAGGUCUGACAAUCAGUGGAGGACAAAGGCAACGCAUCGCUUUAGCUCGAGCUCUCUACGCCCGAUCCAAAUUCUUUUUGUUAGAUGAUGUCUUUAGCGGAGUUGAUGCCACAACCACAGAGUCUAUAGCAAGCAGCCUGAUGGGCGUGAAUGGUCUAUUCCGUCAGCUCCAGUCCACAGUGGUUCUUGCUACACAUUCUGGCUUUCUCCUUCAAUACGCCGAUAUCAUUUUUGUGCUCAACAACGGGACUAUCGUUGAUUCCGGUAGCUUGACAGGUCUUCAAUCAAGGAAUUCAUAUAUCCAAGAAUUGAAAGCAACAGGGACAAUGGCUCUUUUGAAAAAAGAAAGCGAUGAGACACUCGAAACUGCCCAGGAACUCUCUCAUGAGACAAAAGAAGUUGAUGUGGAGGAUGAUGAAUUUCUCAAUGAUGAAUCGUCAACUGAUCCUACGCGCCAGGGUGGAGAUCUCUCUAUUUACGCUUAUUACAUAUCAGCUUCCGGGCGGACGUCAGUGACGUUCUUCAUUGCUAUGGUUGUGAUCUGGGCCUUCUGUCGUGAAUUCUCAACAAUCUGGUUGGAUAUAUGGACAGCGGCAAAUGCUAAAAGUCCAAACUCCCAGCUGGGAAAGUAUAUUGGAAUUUAUAUCAUGCUCAGCUUGAUUGGAAUAUUUUUCAUGGUUGCUGGUUGCUGGAUCUUCUUCGUCCGUAUCGUGUCUAAAUCGGCACUUCAACUUCAUGGUAACCUGGCAGAUACUACGAUGCGGGCUUCAUUCCGGUUCUUCUUGGACGUCGAUAUUGGCAGCAUUAUAAACCGCCAGGAUAUGGAUCUCAUCGACAUGGGUCUUCCUCUAGAAGCCCUGAACUUUAUCGGCGCUGGCGCCACCUGCAUCGUCCAAGUAAUUAUUAUAGCCGUCUAUGCAAAAUAUCUCGGCAUCAUUAUCCCAUUCCUAGCCAUUUUUAUCUACAUGAUCCAAAGAUUCUACUUACGCACAUCUCGACAAAUACGACAUCUGGACAUCGAAGCAAAAGCACCACUUUACACCCACUUCCUCGAAAUUGUCAGUGGUGCGACUACAAUUCGCGCUUUCCGAUGGCAGGAGGCAUUUGACAAAAAGUUCACACCCUUGUUGGACCUCUCACAGCGCCCAGUAUAUAUGCUUUACUGCAUCCAGCAAGGUCUUGGGUUCGUUCUAGAUUCUAUUGUCGCGGUGAUGGCUGUGGCUUUGGUGGCUAUAGUGGUCAUUUUACGUCGCAUGUUCAAUCCCGGCGACGUUGGCGUUGCCCUGACCAUGCUCAUGACCUUCAAUUCCAGUCUAAUGCAACUCAUCAAAUUCUGGACGAGGAUGGAGACUUCCAUAGGUGCCGUUGCUCGUGUCAAGAAUUUCGUGGCUACCACUGAGCCGGAAGAGUCGGAUAUCGCUUCCCAGGUAGAAAUACCUGCGUCAUGGCCGAUGAAUGGGUCGAUUAAGAUCUCAGAUAUUACUGCUAGCUACUCCCCGGAAUCUCCACCUGUCUUACAAGACAUCUCAAUGAACAUAAAGUCUGGUGAAAAUAUCGCAAUUUGUGGCUCAUCCGGCAGCGGGAAAUCCUCACUCAUUCUAACUUUGCUACGAAUGAUUGAAAUCCAGCAAGGCUCAAUAAUAGUUGACGGGAUCGAUAUUUCAAAAUGCUCGCAAUCGGAACUCCGAACUCGACUGAACGUCGUAACUCAAGACCCGUUCAUUGUCCCGGGCUCAGUACGCUUCAACAUUGAUCCCUUUGAGAUGGCAUCAGAUGAUGCAAUCAUCACUGUCCUCCGUAGGGUAGGCCUAUAUGAGAAGAUUGAGGAAGGAGGUGGCCUUGAUAUGGAAAUGAACUCUGAGUCAUGGUCUAUGGGACAACGUCAGUUACUUUGCUUAACACGGGCAAUGCUGCGAGGUGGGAAGCUGUUGAUUCUGGAUGAGGCAACUAGCAGUGUGGACCAUCAGACUGAAGAGCUGAUGCAGGAGAUUUUUGAUACCGAAUUCUCCUCUCAUACGAUUUUAUCUGUUCUUCAUCGACUACGGUACAUCCAUAGAUAUGAUCGUGUCGCUGUUCUCGAGAGUGGGUCACUGGUGGAGUUCGACUCUUCUACUGCAUUACUUUCUCGUGAUUCGCGAUUCGCUGCGCUUUACAAUUCUGGAAGUCAUUGA